Molecule: messenger RNA, 2277 nt
Organism: Tricharina praecox
Lineage: Eukaryota; Fungi; Ascomycota; Pezizomycetes; Pezizales; Pyronemataceae
Product: putative serine esterase-domain-containing protein
Exons: 4
Coding region: 473-1885 (470 amino acids)
Molecular function (GO): monoacylglycerol lipase activity
Source: RefSeq, a predicted model, not a curated record
UGAUGACGUCGGGGAUUCUUCCAUACCCAACACGAGACGGGCCGUGGCACUGGGGUUCCGCGGGCUUUUCUAUUUUCUUCCUUGAUACAAUAGGUGGUUACUCGGAUAUCCUCGGCGCCCUGGCCUGGCCUGGCCCGCCGUGUCUUAGCUGCCGUCGCUCUUUGACUGCAACUUGGACACUGUCCCCGAGCUCAGCACUGCCGACAAGCUUACUACAUAUACUGUUACUUCUUAUCUCCGUGCAUCCCCUCCAGCACUGCCCGCUGCAACCCGCAGGCUCACACGACUACUAAACAGCUCCUCCUUUUUGCAAUCCGUCUUCCCACCACCUGUCGUGCACUGUACCAUCUUCGCCUACCUAUCUUCCGAAAAUCAUCCUUUCCACCCUAUCGGCUGCCUGCCGAUCUGUUAUUUCUCGCUUCGCACACACGCGACGUUCCUGUGAUCCAAGCUCCCAGCAACAUACCUAUCCAUGAGCUCGACGUCGGAAGCAGCUGCUCUGGCCUCCCCCGCAGCGCCCGCGGCCCAAAAAGGAGACCAUCUCUGCGUCUUUGUCCAUGGCCUUUGGGGAAAUCCGGGACAUCUACAAUUCCUGUCCGACACAUUACGGGCAUGCCACGACGAGUCUGUCCUUCAGAUUCUGGUGUGCAAGAAUAACGCGGGACACCAUACGUACGACGGGAUCGAGACCGGCGGCGAGCGCGUGGCGAAGGAGAUAGAAGAUUUGCUGGAGCAGUCCGCGAGCGAAGGGGUGGAGAUCAGGAAGAUCUCUGUUGUGGGGUACUCGCUGGGUGGGCUGGUGUUGAGAUACGCAAUCGGUCUGCUCUACUCCAAGGGCUGCUUCCAGAAGAUCCAGCCGGUGAACUUCACGACGUUUGCGUCUCCUUACCUGGGCGUGCGGAUACCGUUGCUGGGCUGGCACAAUCACAUAUGGAAUGUACUCGCCGCCCGCACGCUCUCGGAGUCAGGCCGCCAGCUGUUUAUGAUCGAUAAGUUUCGUGGCACAGAUCGCCCGCUGCUCUCCGUGUUGGCGGAUAAGAAUUCUGUGUUCUACAAAGGUCUCGCGAUGUUUGCCAACAAGGCGCUCUACGCCAACGUUACCAACGAUAGGACUACCAGCUGGUACACAUCCGCCAUCUCGCGGCAUGAUCCAUUCGCCGACCUGUCGGCCGUGACCGUUAAAUACCUUCCCAAAUACGCACCAGUCAUUCUCGACCCGGAGGAUCCCGUGCAACUGGCGACUCCUCGGACCGAGGACCUGUCCAUGAGCAGCCGUAUUGCUCGGAGCGGGAAGAAAGUUGCGAAGCUGCCGAUGAUGCUCGUUUACAUCGUUAUUGUGCCCAUCGGAAUUUCGAUCUUCCUGGCCAACUCUGUUCUCCAGGGAGUGUUGAGCAAGCGUCGUAUCCGGCUGCACGGCAACCAGAAGGAGUGGCACGGGUACCAGUCAUUCCCACUGCUGGCGGAGGAGAUCCAGGAAGCGACGGAUCAUGCGAUAGAAGACAUGCACCACGAGCUUCCACCGCAGCACUUGCCGCCGGGAUCGAAAGAGCAGGGCGACGACUCGGAUGGUUCAGAGUCGGAGGAGCUCCUUACGGAUAGCAUGGUCGGAAUCACGAACAGCGUCGUGAUGUCUUCGUCCGAGCGAUCGCACGACAUCCCCGAGAAGCAUCGCGAUCGGCACACGGAGUUUCCCACGCUGGCAUUACACCCGCUGCAGUUCCGAAUGAUCCAUAAUCUGGACAGCCUCAACAUCAAAAAGUUUCCGGUGUGGAUCCACAACAUCCCGUUCGCGCAUGCCGCCAUCGUCGUCAGGAGGCAAACGGAGUCGUACAAUGAGGGCAAAGUCGUCGCUGAGCAUUGGAUCAAGGAGGUGUUUCAGAUUUGAUUGGGGAUUCGUUUUGUAAAUUGUUUUUUUUGACCGCAUCGCAUCGCAGUCGCGCUUGGGAGUUACACUGGGAGUUUUAGCUUAUACCUCGGUUGUUUUUGAUGUCUUUCUGUUGGUUUUUGGGGGGGAUGUGCCGGUUUUGUUGGCUUUAAAUAGACGUGACGGAUUUCUAUUCAUUCUGGUGUUUAUAUAUGGAAUCUAGAUUCUACAGUAGGAUAUACAUGUUGGAGUGGGCGCUAAAUGUGGACAUACUGAGUUAUUUUCUGCCGAUGAAUGAGAAGUAGGUAGUUGGACAUGACCAGUCUACGUGGGGGGAGUGCUAUGGCGGCCAAGAGGGGGAGGAGGGGGAGGAGUGGAGAAGGAUUCCGUUUGAUUAGUGAUCGAUAUAACUG